CGCAGGUCGACAUGGAUUGGUGCCUGUUGGUUUGUUUGAUUUUUCUGGCGCAUUUGAGAGUUUUCAGAGGACAAAUCUCGGAGUGCAGUCAUGACCAGUGGCAGUGUGACGAUGGAUGGUGUAUCCCUGCUAUUUGGAGAUGUGAUGGAGAUGGAGAUUGUCUGGAUGGAUCAGAUGAAGUGGAUUGCACUGGACUCCGAGGCUCUGAUUGUCCACCAGGUCAGUUUCCUUGUGUGGACUCUGUUGGCUGUGUUAAAGCAUCGGCCCGCUGCGAUGGACAAAAACAAUGUCCCACUGGCUCCGAUGAGGAGAACUGUCCAGUCACAGAGGGCUGCCUGGACUCUGACUGGACAUGUCAAAACCACAUCUGUAUCUCUAAAGAGCUGAGGUGCAAUGGAGUAGAUGACUGCGUGGACAACUCUGAUGAAAAGGACUGUGGUCUGUGCAGUGAGGGCAGCAUACGGUGUCCUGAGGGGACAUGUCUACCUGCUGAGGAGCAGUGUGAUGGCACGUUUCACUGUUCUGAUGAAAGCGACGAGCCCAUAACCUGCGGGCGUGUCUGCCUUAUGGACAAUGGUGGAUGCAGCCAUGUCUGCACUGAUGAACCCAGGGGAGUUCUGUGUUCUUGUCCUGCUGGAUAUAAGCUGUCUCCCAAUGGAACAGACUGUGAAGAUUUGGAUGAAUGUGCUCCACCUUUCGACUCCUGUGCUCAUCACUGCAGUAACACCAUCGGUUCUUACUAUUGCUACUGCAGAGAGGGAUUCAAACUAAAUGAAAACUCAACAUGUGUGGCUUCAGCUAAUCCUGUCCGAUUGCUGCUGGUUGGUGGGACAGCUUUAGGAUUAUUGAAUGUGAAAUCUCAACAGUUUGAAAUUAUUCAGAGUUCAACAUUUGACUCUGUGGCCUUGGCGUUUGAUGUUGCGCGGGGGUGGUACUACUGGGCUGACAGCCGUGGCAACAUUUACAAAAGUGAUGGACAGCAAAGCUGGACAGCCUAUACUGGAGAGCCUGGAAUCAAAGGUUUAGCUUGUGACUGGCUCAAUGGGAAUCUGUUCUGGACCAAUGAGAAGACGGAGUCCAUCUACCUGCAGAGUUCUGAUGGAAAAAGUUACACUGCUCUGCUCAGCAAAAACAUCAGGCCCUCAGAGCUGGUCGUUAUGCCUGUAGAAAGCUUGAUGUUCUGGAUCAAUACGGGUCCAGGUGACAGGGCGACAAUAGAAAAGUCUUGGAUGGAUGCCUCAGAAAGAAGAUCUCUGGCGGUCAUCACUGCUCAGUCUGCCCACAGCCUCACUGCUGAUGUAGCUGCCAGACGGCUGUACUGGAUCAGUGACUUUAAGAGGUCCAUAGAGACUGUGAAGGUGGAUGGGAGUGGCCGUUACUCCUACACAGGACUGUUCAGCAGGAGAGCACCACUGAGCCUUGCUGUGUUUGAAAGUUCAUUUUAUUGGGUUGAUAACAAAGGACUCUGGCAGGCUCCACAGACUCAACUGAGCCAGAGAAAAUUUAUAUGGGAACCCACACUGCCAGUAUUAGCUGUUUACCAUGAGCUGCAGCAGCCUCAAGGUUAUUCUGCAUGUGCAAAAACACCCUGUCGCCUCUGCCAGCUAACUAAAGGCAACCCUCUUGGAUUCACCUGCUCUUGUCCAAACCUCAAAUUGCUGCUGCUGGAUGGGACAUGUGAAAAUCCACGGUUUCUCUAUGCUACAAAUACGGAAAUCAUCUUGUUGGAGUUGGAAGAAAAAGGGUUUACUGAAAGCCAGCUGUUCACCACCAAUGAGGGGAUCCUCUCUUUUGAGAUUGACUGGGACAGAGACUGGCUUUACUGGGCAAACCAAACUGGCCACAUUCAACGCAUCAGUUUAACGGAGGUCACCACUGAGCUGGUCCCAACACCUUUGCCAGUUUGUCUGCUAAAUGUGGACCAGAGGAGCGGAAGCCUUUAUUGGGUGUCAUGUCAUCGAAACACCAUCGGAACAAUCACAGCAGACGGCUACUACCCAAAGCAGCUUUACUACACGACAAAGGAGAUUAAAAACUUGUAUCUGGACUGGCUGCGGGGUACUAUCAUCUGGCUAGAAGAAGAUCGAAUUCUCAGCAUGAGCAUGUUGGGCGGUGACGCUAAAGAGCUGCUGCACAUAGCUGAAGGAGUGAGUGGGGGCAUCGCUUUUGACCUCAGGGCUAAUAGUCUGCUGUGGAACUCAAAAAUGGCAGGCUUAACAACAUUAAGUUUGCUGCGAGAGAGAAGCCACCAAGCUGGAAGAAGAUGGAAGAUUUCAGGCUCAGUCGUAGCUGCCCUCGAGCCCUUUCUCUUGUCAGUUUCAGACAACGUAAUGACUCUGUGGGAUCAGCGUGAUGGGAGCCCCAUUCAAGAUGCAGCUGUGACGGGUCAUGUGAUCAGAGUAAUCACUGCUCUCAUAGAUAUCCAGACAGUUCAGACCUGUAGGAAACCAUCGUUUUUGUGCAGACACUCGUCAGUCUGCCUCUCAGAAGCUCAGCUGUGUGACGGGAAAAAGGACUGCCCGGACGGGGAUGACGAGUUUUGUCCUGGGGCUUGUCUGUCUAUAGGGGAGUUCGAAUGCCAGGACCGGAGCAGUUGCAUUUCCAGACGUCUUGUGUGUGAUGGUCGGUCUGAUUGUACUGAUGGCUCGGAUGAGGCUGAUUGUCCGAAUGCAGCUCCUCGUACAAGUCGGGCAAAUGUGAUGAAAUGUCGCAGAGGCUCAAAGCCAUGUGAAGAUGGCAAAGACUGUGUUUUAUAUAGUCACGUGUGUGAUGGAGAGGACGACUGUGAGGAUGGAUCAGAUGAACUGGGCUGCGAUGCCCUGCAACAGAACAUGACUACCACAAAAACUAAUAAGGACCAAUCAAACAAAACUCCAGGUUCUACCACUCAUUCUCCUCGAACUCUCCUGGCCUGCACCAGUCCCUCUGUCCUCUGUCCUUCUUCUGCUUACCUCUGCAUAUCUCCAGACCAGUUCUGCAAUGGGCAUAGUGACUGCCCUGACGGCUUUGACGAAAAGAACUGCGUAAAAAGUUGCCCCUCGAAAAAUGACUUUCUCUGCAAAGACCGAAGGAGCUGUAUCUCCAAGAGUCUGGUUUGUGAUGGACUCUUUCAGUGCCAGGAUGGAUCAGAUGAGCUGAACUGUCCAAGUGUGGCCGCUCCUGCAGAUCAAGAUGUGCUGCAGUGCCACAGAAACGCAAAGAUGUGUAAUGAUGGCACAGAGUGUGUUUUACUCAGCCACGUAUGUGAUGGAGAAAAAGACUGCAUGGAUGGAUCUGAUGAAGAAGGAUGUCCAGGAAUUUGCAAAAAAGGUGAGUUUCAGUGUGCCCAUGGGAAAAUGUGCAUCCCCGAGGCUCAGGUGUGCGAUGGGAGGUUGCAGUGUCGGGACCAUUCAGAUGAAGCUGACUGCCAGAAACCGAUCAAGAGCUGUGAGCAUCGCUGUGCUGACGGGAAGCGCUGCAUCCCAAAGAAGUUCCUGUGUGAUGGAGAAAAAGACUGUGUGGAUGGCUCAGAUGAAGUGGGCUGCAAUCAGGCUGCUGCUCCAUCAUCAGAGUCUCCUGUCUUCACUGCAUCACCUUGCGUUGCUCCUUCAGUUCUCUGCCCUGGAUCAUCACUGUGUAUCUCUCAAAAUCAGCUCUGUGAUGGACAGAGAGACUGCCCCGAUGGAUCUGAUGAGAAUGACUGUGCGGUCCAGUGUGUAAACCCAACUGACUUUCUCUGCAAGGACCAUAUGGGCUGUGUCUCCAAGAGUCUGGUCUGUGAUGGACGCCGUCAUUGCCAGGAUGGAUCAGAUGAGCUGAACUGUCCGAGUGUGACCGCUCCUGCAGCUAAAGAUGAUGUGCUGCAGUGCCAUAGGAAUGCAAAGCCGUGUAGUGAUGGCACAGAGUGUGUUUUACUCAGCCACGUAUGUGAUGGAGAAAAACACUGCAUGGAUGGAUCUGAUGAGAAUGACUGUGCAGUUCAGUGUGUAAACCCAACUGACUUCCUCUGCAAGGACCAUAUGGGCUGUGUCUCCAAGAGUCUGGUCUGUGAUGGACGCCGUCAUUGCCAGGAUGGAUCAGAUGAGCUGAACUGUCCGAGUGCGGCCGCUCCUGCAGCUAAAGAUGUGCUGCAGUGCCACAGGAACGCAAAGAUGUGCAGCGAUGGCACAGAGUGUGUUUUACUCAGCCACGUAUGUGAUGGAGAAAAAGACUGCAUGGAUGGAUCUGAUGAAGAAGGAUGUCCAGGAAUUUGCAAAAAAGGUGAGUUUCAGUGUGCCCAUGGGAAAAUGUGCAUCCCCGAGGCUCAGGUGUGCGAUGGGAGGUUGCAGUGUCGGGACCAUUCAGAUGAAGCUGACUGCCAGAAACCGAUCAAGAGCUGUGACCAUCGUUGUGCUGACGGGAAGCGCUGCAUCCCAAAGAAGUUCCUGUGUGAUGGAGAAAAAGACUGUGUGGAUGGCUCAGAUGAAGUGAGCUGCAAUCAGGCUGCUGCUCCAUCAUCAGAGUCUCCCGUCUUCACUUUUGCAUCACCUUGCGUUGCUCCUUCAGUUCUCUGCCCUGGAUCAUCACUGUGUAUCUCGCAAAAUCAGCUCUGUGAUGGACAGAGAGACUGCCCCGAUGGUUUUGACGAAAACGGCUGUGCGGUCCAGUGUGAAAACCCAAAUGACUUCUUGUGCAGCAACGAGAAAAAAUGUGUCCCUGGAAUGCAAGUGUGCGACGGCCGAGCCCAGUGUCCCGAUGGCUCUGACGAGAAGCUCUGUCAAUCACCUAAUCCUACUGCCACCUCCUCCAUGAGUGGCUUCGGCACCAGACCAACUCCUCUAAGAUGCCGCAUUGGUUUCAAACGAUGUAAAAAUGGCCAUGAGUGCGUUAUGUACAGCCAUGUGUGUGAUGGGGAGAAGGAUUGCAGCGAUGGCUCAGAUGAAGAGGGAUGUGUGGCUGAUGGUGCAAGUAUGACUACUGACACAGAAACACUCAGCUCAACUGGAUCUCCUUCCAUCAACCUUCACACAGAGCAACCUUGCAUCAGUCCUUCAAUUCUGUGUCCAGAUUCCUCUUUGUGCAUAGAACCAGCACAGGUAUGUGAUGGAAAACAAGACUGCCCCGAUGGCUCCGAUGAGAAGUGCGCGAAGAAGUGUCCUGAUGACAGAGACUUUCUCUGCAAGGACCGAAGGAGCUGUCUCUCCAAGAGUCUGGUCUGUGAUGGACUCUCUCAUUGUCAAGAUGGAUCAGAUGAGCUGAACUGUCCGAGUGCGGCCGCUCCUGCAGCUAAAGAUAAUGUGCUGCAGUGCCAUAGGAAUGCAAAGCUGUGUAGUGAUGGCACAGAGUGUGUUGUACUCAGCCAUGUAUGUGAUGGAGAAAAAGACUGCAUGGAUGGAUCUGAUGAAGAAGGAUGUCAAAAUACCUGCAAAAGAGGUGAGUUUCAGUGUGCACAUGGGAAAAUGUGCAUCCCCGAGGCUCAGGUGUGCGAUGGGAGGUUGCAGUGUCGGGACCAUUCAGAUGAAGCUGACUGCCAGAAGCCGAUCAAGAGCUGUGAGCAUCGCUGUGCUGACGGGAAGCGCUGCAUCCCAAAGAAGUUCCUGUGUGAUGGAGAAAAAGACUGUGUGGAUGGCUCAGAUGAAGUGGGCUGCAAUCAGGCUGCUGCUCCAUCAUCAGAGUCUCCUGUCUUCACUGCAUCACCUUGCGUUGCUCCUUCAGUUCUCUGCCCUAAAUCAUCACUGUGUAUCUCUCAAAAUCAGCUCUGUGAUGGACAGAGAGACUGCCCCGAUGGAUCUGAUGAGAAUGACUGUGCGGUCCAGUGUGUAAACCCAACUGACUUCCUCUGCAAGGACCAUAUGGGCUGUGUCUCCAAGGAUCUGGUCUGUGAUGGACGCCGUCAUUGCCAGGAUGGAUCAGAUGAGCUGAACUGUCCGAGUGUGACCGCUCCUGCAGCUAAAGAUGAUGUGCUGCAGUGCCACAGGAAUGCAAAGCCGUGUAGUGAUGGCACAGAGUGUGUUUUACUCAGCCACGUAUGUGAUGGAGAAAAAGACUGCAUGGAUGGAUCUGAUGAAGAAGGAUGUCCAGGAAUUUGCAAAAAAGGUGAGUUUCAGUGUGCCCAUGGGAAAAUGUGCAUCCCCGAGGCUCAGGUGUGCGAUGGGAGGUUGCAGUGUCGGGACCAUUCAGAUGAAGCUGACUGCCAGAAACCGAUCAAGAGCUGUGAGCAUCGCUGUGCUGACGGGAAGCGCUGCAUCCCAAAGAAGUUCCUGUGUGAUGGAGAAAAAGACUGUGUGGAUGGCUCAGAUGAAGUGGGCUGCAACUACAACACUGCAACAACCAAGGCUCCAGCUUUUCCUUUUGCUUCACCAUGCACUCCUCCUUCAGUUCUCUGCCCUCGAUCCUCACUGUGCAUUGCUAAACAUCAGCUGUGUGAUGGACAAAGAGACUGCCCUGAUGGAUUUGAUGAAAACAGCUGUAUGGUUCAUUGCGAAAACUCAAAUGACUUCUUGUGCAGUGACCACAAACGGUGUAUCCCUGAAAUGCAAGUGUGCGACGGCCGAGCCCAGUGUCCCGAUGGCUCUGACGAGAAGCACUGUCAGUCACCAAAUCCUACUGCCACCUCCUCUGAUGAACUCAGCACCAGAUCGACCCCUCUGAAGUGCCGCAAUGGUUUUAAGCUGUGCGACGACGGCCUGGAGUGCGUCAUGUACAGCCACUUAUGUGAUGGAGAAAAGGACUGCAAGGAUGGGUCAGAUGAAGAGGGAUGUGCUAUUCAGUGUAAAGCAGGUGAGUUCCAGUGUUCUCAUGGGAAAAAAUGCCUCCCACAAGAGCGAGUGUGUGACGGGCAAAAUGACUGUCAGGACCGAUCUGAUGAAACUGACUGCUCAGUUAUGACUGAGGGCUGCCAUCAGCGCUGUGAUAAUAAUACUCGCUGCAUACCAAAGAGCUUCCUGUGUGAUGGAGAGAGAGAUUGUGCUGAUGGGUCAGAUGAAGAAAACUGUGGUUUGGUGUCUUGUGCGGAUCAUCAGUAUCGAUGCGCUAGCGGUCAGUGCGUGUCUGAGGCACUGAGAUGUGACGGAUAUGCCGACUGCAGUGACGGCUCUGAUGAGAUGCACUGCUCGAGGCCCCCACGCUGCCUCACCCAACUCCGAUGCCCACACACUCAUGAGUGUUUGCAGAAAGAGUGGCUCUGCGACGGCGAGGACGACUGUCAGGAUGGUUCAGACGAGAAGAACUGCAAUGCUCCUCCAGCAAAGUGCUUAAAGUUCCAGUGGCAGUGUGGAGACAGCAGUCAGUGUGUUCCUCUGUCCUGGAGGUGUGACGGGAGGAAGGACUGUUACAAUGGCAUCGACGAGGAAAAAUGUAGCCAGAAAAUAUGCCCUUCUCAUCUUUACCAGUGUGGCAGUGGAGAGUGUGUGGACACUAACCUGGUGUGUAAUGGCAUCACUAACUGUGCUGAUGGCUCGGAUGAGGGUGUGAAUUGUGUGCAGCGCAGCUGCUCCAGUCCAUCGGCUCCUUUCUGCGACCACAGCUGUGUCAGCACACCGUAUGGUCCGAAGUGCUACUGUGCUGCGGGUUUCAAACUGAUGCCCAGAGCCACGCACUGUGUGGACAUCGAUGAGUGUACAACAGCACCUCAUGCCGUAUGCAACCACAUUUGUCGGAACACCCGUGGAUCCUACAGCUGUCACUGCCACCCUGGCUUCUACCUGGAGCCUGAUAACAAAAGCUGCAAGACAAAAGAUGAGCCCUUGCUUCUGGCAUCAGUGCAGUCAGACUUGUUCCUGCUGGGAGUCCAUAGCAGCACGCUGCGUCUCCUCACCUCCACCAGUCGACCCGCCUUCUCACUGGAUUAUCACUGGGUUCAACAGAGGAUUUACUGGCUGAGCACUGACUACCAGAGCAUCCGCUGGGUCGACAUGACAAACCCAGAUAACAGAGGAAACCUGGUCAAAGGUGUGAAGUCGGAUUUUAUCGCAGUGGACUGGGUGGGUAAGAAUUUAUACUGGGUGGAUGGCCUGGUUGGUCAAAUUCUGGCAGUGAAACUCAGCAACACCACAGUGAGGUCUCAGGACUGCACUGUGGUCCUGGGAGAAGAUCUGGAGCAGCCAAGCUCCUUGGUUCUGCUGCCACAUAAAGGGCUGAUGCUGUGGUCUGAGAUCGGCAGCACGCCUCAGAUUAAGCAGUCUGGGAUGGAUGGUUCAGAGAGGAAGGUGGUGGUGAGCCACAGUUUGAGCUGGCCGGUCAGUUUGGCCUAUGACCUCCUAGAUAACAGAGUGUACUGGGCAGAUGAGAAGCUGCGCUGCAUUGGCUCAGCCUCUCUGGAUGGAGGCAACAUUAAGAUCCUUCAGUUGGCUGAAACUCCAAACCCUUUCUCAGUGGUGGUCUUCAACGAUCGUGUUUUCUGGUCUGACACAAAGAGAAGAGUCAUACGCUCAGCUGACAAGAACACUGGGAAAGACCAAAAGGUUGUUCUGAAGAGACCGGGACAGCCUUUUGGGUUAAAGCUGAUGCAUGCCCUUUCGCAGCCAGCUGUGCCCAGUCCUUGUGACCAUCUGCGCUGCUCCCAUAUCUGCCUUCUGGCCCCCCCAGUGACGGGCAGAUUUGCAGUAUGUCGAUGCCCGAAGGGCCUGUUGCUUUCAAAGGACAACAUCACCUGCUCUCAGCCCAGGGAUUCCUCUUUCAUUCUGCUCCUGUCUCAAAACACAAUCUACCAGAUUUACCUGCGCUCCUUGCGAAGGGAUGGCGUCGCCCUGAAAAAAAUGCCAAACAGCAGAGUCUUGGCUCUCCCAGAUGUAAACGAAGCCAUGGGGCUAGAUAUCUCCACCCAGGAGUUGUAUGUGGCUUAUGUGGGAUCUGUGGAUGUUCUGAAAAUGGGCAGCUACCGAUCAAGACAAGGACUCACACCUGCGGGACAAGUCCUAAAGCUGAAGGAUGAUUCAGUCACAGCUCUGGCAGUUGACUGGGUGACCUCUAACCUCUACUGGAGCAGCCGCUCGAGGCCCAACAUCCAUGUGACAUCCCGCAAUGGUGGCUACACCAUGUCCCUCCUGCAGGGAUCACUGACGGUUACCACAUCCAUCGCGUUACAUCCCUUCUCAGGUCGACUUUGCUACACAGCAGUGGUCAUGGCAGGUGGGAGGACCCAGACGGAGGUGGUCUGUGCCUGGAUGGAUGGCCGUAACAAAGCAGUGCUGUGGGGAAAGUCGAGGAUCCCCAACUCCCUGGUGUUCAUUAAUAAUGGUAGCAGAAUCUACUGGGCUGACACUGAUGCAGGAGUGAUCAGCUCCAUUGGAGUGGAUGGUUCAGGAUAUAAACAGUUUAAGGCAGGACCCAUUAUUUCCUUUACAUACACCGAGAACAUCCUGUUCUGGGUCACACAGGGAAAGGAUGUGACCAAACUGUGGUUCAGUGAUGGCCUCCAGUCUAAACAGUUGUGGUUUGAGACAAAGACCAGCGUGGUGGAAGUCAGAGCUUACAGCAAUGACAGCCAGUCUGGAAGCAAUAGCUGCUCCAAAAACAAUGGCGGGUGUGUCCAUCUGUGCUUGGCCUAUCCCGGAGGCCGGACGUGUAAAUGUGGGCGUGGCUUCUACAGCAUAAAUGUAACUUCUUGUGCCCCAAUCCCCUCCUGUGACCCUGGAGAAGAAUCCUGCUUUGACCGCAGCAAGUGCAUCAGCAGCAGCAAGUUCUGUGAUGGACAGGUUGACUGCCCGGACCAGUCAGACGAACAGGACUGUCCAGCUUCAAAUGCUACCUCAUUUGGAACUAAAGCCACUGAUGGCCACCCUCUGGAUUCGUUGUCAUCAUCUUCCUACCCGUCUCCCCCCAAUGUUGAGAAGAACUCGGUUAAAAAAUCUGCAUCCUGUGAUCUGCAACGCUGCAAGGGUCGCGGGAACUGCAUCGCGGAGGGUAAAGUCACUCGCUGCCAGUGUCUGUCUGGUUACAAAGGAGAGUUCUGUCAAGAGGAAGAAAGGCAAAGCCACGUGGGCGUGAUCCUGGGUGUCUUCUGCGUCAUUGCAGCGCUGAUAGUCGCCGGCUUUAUUUUCACUAAAAGGAGAGGAUGGGAGCUCAUCAGAAGCAGAUCCACAGACAAAGAAAAUCUCAUGUCCAACAUGGCUCUAUCGAGUGAUCUGGAGUCUGACUCUGAGGAGGUAGACUCCCCAGCUGACGUGAACCCCCGAGCACAGCUCGAUUAGACCACUCUACACUGAUGGAUGAUGCUGCACUAGCUGUUGUGUUAGCUAUACAACAACCUGGAAGUUAUCAGGUGUCACAUGUAAUUUGUGAGAAUGCAUUUCAGUGCCUAUCAAAACACUGGAAAAAAAGAUUGCUGUUUUAUAGCAUAUAGCACAAAAGUCCUCACUAUUAGCAGCUGCUCUCAAACAUUUAACAUUUUCAACAUUCUGAUUGGACAGUUGGGACUAGUUUGGUAUGUUUCAUAACAGUGAGUCAGGAGAAACGACAUGGCUGAGGUGACUCUGUAACAGUGCCCUUUGAAAAAAAUAAAGACUUUAAAUUUCUUGGCA
Oreochromis aureus is the source of this 10478-nucleotide messenger RNA. RefSeq names its product low-density lipoprotein receptor-related protein 2 (gene lrp13b). The record is from RefSeq and is a predicted model, not a curated record. Gene Ontology annotation, molecular function: calcium ion binding; protein binding. Lineage: Eukaryota; Metazoa; Chordata; Actinopteri; Cichliformes; Cichlidae. Bases 12 to 10148 code for a protein of 3378 amino acids. The transcript is spliced from 53 exons.